AGAUCUGAAGAUAUACAGUAUAUAACUGCCUGGAACUAAAUGGUGUCAUGCAAAACUGGAUUAAAGGAUUCAUCAAAAAAUGGUGGAAAGAAUUAUGUUUGGUUGUUUUGGUCAUCUUUUUCUUGAUCCUCGCCAUUGCAGGAUGGGUCAUGUUCACUUACUGUGAUAAAGACUAUAAAGGAAUAGAGAUGAGGAUUAGAGAAGAAGAGGAGAAGAAGGCGUUGGCGAGAGAGAACCAUCUACGGGAGGAAGCUCGUAGAAACCUCACCAAGACCAUACAAGACAUGACAGCUGAGGCAGAGAAAAAUAUAUCAGAUUUCAAGAGAGAGUCUGCAGCAAGAGAGAUACAGAUUAGAGAGGAAGAGCAGAAGAAGGCCUUGGAGAGAGAGAACCAACUCAAAGAGCAGUCUGAGAAAAACUUAAAGGCAACAGUAGAACGAAUGAAAGAAGAAAAAGCAAGAAUGUUGAAGGAGGUAAAAUUAGAGGAGGAACAAAAGAGACUCAACCUUGAAAACAAGAUCAGAGAAGAAGAGGAAAAGAGACAGAAUUUACAGAAGGAGAUAGAGAGCCAAAAAAAGGUGAUACAAGAGUUAAAGGAAAGGAAGCCUCAUUGUAACACGGGUCACAUGACUACAACUAGUAUGCCCACUGCACUUGGAAUCUGUCUGGUAAUAUAUUUGGUCAUUUCCCAACAGAUAAGAGCCUAAGUUAUUUGAUUUAUUUUCGUUUGAUUUUGAAUCUUCUCUGAUUUUAUCUCAUUUAUCAAACAUGUUGAAUGGCCCUAGUGUUAGAAAGGCACUUAUGAAAUAAAGUUACCUUGCCUAAGCUAGGGUCUACAGUAUGUACAAUAACAUGAACCUAUAGGUGUAUUCACAGUUGUGUUACACCUGCAUUCUUGCCUUCAGAAAUACAGCACACUUACUUCAUAAUGCCCUGAUGAAGGCCAAUAUGGCCGUAACGCGUAGGCCCAUGUGCUUUUAAAUUAUCCUUGCCAUGAACUAUUAAAGGCUUUUUAUAUUUAUAAAAAUCUCGGAGUGCCUCUGCUAACCCUUUUUUCCUUUGGAUUCUAACCUCACCCGUAGCAGAAGAGCACCUGAGUAGAUUUAUAGACUCCUGAGCGCCCUAAGCCCUUUUGU
Molecule: messenger RNA, 1136 nt
Organism: Sardina pilchardus (European sardine)
Lineage: Eukaryota; Metazoa; Chordata; Actinopteri; Clupeiformes; Clupeidae
Product: golgin subfamily A member 6-like protein 25
Exons: 3
Coding region: 48-707 (219 amino acids)
Source: RefSeq, a predicted model, not a curated record